AUGAAUUAUCCACAAUGUGUUGUUAUACAAAUCGUUUCGAUAUAUUCUGCCUACACUGCUGGCAUAACAUGUUAUGAAUGUUCAUCUGGCAUUGCCCAAGACUGCCUUCUAUCAAGUAUUUCCUGCACCUAUGGACUGUUCGGUUGUAUGAAAGCUACAAUUUAUUCUGGUGGCAUCGACAAAUUUGGCAAUUAUAUGAACCAAAGAGACCGUACAAUGGCAAUGUACAGAGGUUGUGCAGUGUUACCGAUUGCAGAAGCGGAUAGAUGUCAACAAUUUUCAAUACUUGGCUAUCGUAUUGUCACUUGCUUCUGCUUCAAUGACUUUUGCAAUGGUUACACACCAAGUAAACCAACCUUUGUGGUGGUUUUGUCGGUUAUAUUCUACCUUGCCUAUAUUAUAUAA
This is a messenger RNA of Thelazia callipaeda (thelaziosis nematode), 405 nucleotides long. The record is from the annotation of a GenBank genome assembly. Lineage: Eukaryota; Metazoa; Nematoda; Chromadorea; Rhabditida; Thelaziidae.